UUCUCACGUGGUGACGUCAUUAACACGCGCCUCUUCCGUGUGGUUGUGCAUAAGUUUUGGAUACUCUGUGAAUUUAAAACAAAGCUUUAAAAUGCCUAUGAAAGGACCAUAUCCUAUAAGAAGGACUCUGCAGUACCUCCAGAAAGGCGACAUCAUAUUUAAAGACAGAGUGAAGAUUAUGACUGUGAAUUACAACACUUCUGGAGAACUCGGCGAGGGAGCAAGGAAGUUUAUAUUCUUCACUAUUCCUCAGAUCCAGUACAAAAACCCGUGGGUACAAAUAAUGAUGUUCAAAAAUAUAACGCCAUCUCCGUUUUUGAAGUUCUACCUGGAUGAUGGAGAACAAGUGCUGGUGGAUGUGGAAGGAAAGGACUACAGGCAAAUUUCACAGCAUGUUAAGAAGAUUUUGGGGAAAUCACAACAAAUGCUGCAGCUUGAGGCUCAAGCCAAGAUGCAGGCUGCAAAUCCUGCCAACUUUGGUCCAAAGAAGUAUUGUCUGAGGGAAUGUAUCUGUGAGGUGGACGGGCAGGUUCCCUGUCCCAGCACAGUACCACUGCCAAAGGAGAUGACUGGAAAAUAUCGUGCCCAAGCAUCACAGGAUUGAUGAUUGAAGCGGACUGUUUAUCAUCAGAUGCUUCUGCACUGUAACAACUUUUUUUUGUAUGAAGUACUGAUAUUCCGUGUUGUCAGAAGAUGUCAUUGGAGUCCAUCUUUCACUCUGUGGGCAUUUUAACUUCACACUCAAGCACCACAAAGUGCAAAGUUGUUUGUAGAUGUUGAAUCCACACGGCUGGAUGGUUAGUAUUAUGUCCUGCUUUACCAACACUGGGCCAAUUACUGCAAUGUAACUAUUGUAAUUAAAAACAUUUAACUCUGUGCCUGUUACUUUGAAAUUAAAUAUGAAAUACUCAAAUGUUGGAAAGUCAUGACAAAGAUCAGAUGGGUUUUCACAAACAUGCAUUAAUCACAUGACCAAAAACAAACACUUCACAGUAGACUUUAUUUAUUGGUUCUGAAAUCGAAUUCUGAUGUUAAACUGAUGUUUUGUGUCCAAAAUAUU
Messenger RNA from Thalassophryne amazonica, 1060 nucleotides. RefSeq names its product mitochondrial ribosomal protein S25 (gene mrps25). The coding region runs from base 92 to 604 and encodes 170 amino acids. The transcript is spliced from 4 exons. Lineage: Eukaryota; Metazoa; Chordata; Actinopteri; Batrachoidiformes; Batrachoididae. The record is from RefSeq and is a predicted model, not a curated record. Gene Ontology annotation, molecular function: structural constituent of ribosome. Gene Ontology annotation, cellular component: mitochondrion.